CAGCGCAUUUAAAUAGCGUUCCAACGAGCGUGCGGUUCGGCGAGCCAUAUAGCAUACGUUUUUUGGUGUUUUAUUUUUUUGGUGUUAUUUUAUUUCAAUAAUAUUUUUAAUAUUUUAAUAAUUUAUAACUAUGGAAUGGUCAAAUGAUGAGGUUAUAGAGUUUUUGCAACUGUAUGAAUCACAUCCACAAAUUUGGAACCCACGCCAUCCGGAUCAUAAAAAUAGAAAUAUAGUUCACGAUGCAUGGAAAGAAAUAGAAAACCAGUUAAGUGUUAAAACUGAUAUUACAGAAAUAAAAAAAAAAAAAGAUUCUCUUAUGGCUACUUAUAGAAAACUUUUAAGCAAAGUUAAAUUAAGUAAGGGUACUGGAAGUGGAGCCAAAGAUGUUUUUAAGCCAGACUGGUUUGCCUAUGAUGCAAUGGCAUUUCUGCAUGGGGUUUACACUCCAAAAAAAACAAUUUCAACAGAGUUUGAAAAUUUGGUGGAUGAUGACAAUAUGACUGCAAAUUGUCAAUUGCACGACACAACUGAAAUCGAUGAUUCUCAGACUCAGGAUUUUAACUUUAAGAGCCCAUCUCCAUCAUCCAGUAAAAUUAGUAAAAAAAGAAAAUCAAAUGAUAAAGUGGAAGUGAUUGAAAACAAGAUGGACGAAGUAUUUACAAUUUUAAAACAAAUUACUCAAACUCCGGCCAAAAACAAGUGUACACUUUUUACCGAUUUACUUUGCGCUAAAUUAGAAUCCUUAAAUGAAU
Aphis gossypii (cotton aphid) is the source of this 752-nucleotide messenger RNA. RefSeq lists its product as uncharacterized. The transcript is spliced from 3 exons. The annotation marks the transcript as partial. The record is from RefSeq and is a predicted model, not a curated record. NCBI's taxonomy places the organism in Eukaryota, Metazoa, Arthropoda, Insecta, Hemiptera, Aphididae.